AUGUCCUUCCGUGCACCCCUCCUAGCACGCACAGUGCGCGCCGGUGCCCAGUGCCGCGCAGGCCCGCGCCCCGCCUCCACCCGCCCAUACUCGUCCCCCGCCGGGCCCUCAAGCUCGUCCUCUUCGUCGGCUUCCUCCUCGUCGGCUGCCGCUGCCGCCCGCAUUCGCGCGGCCCAGGAAGCCCAGAAGCGCAUGUACGCCCUGCGCAGCCAGCGCAACCGCAGCGUGAUGAUGUACACCAUUGGCGCGCUCGCCCUCGCCUCGGGCAUCACGUACGCCGCCGUGCCGGCCUACCGCGCGUUCUGCGCCGCGACAGGAUACGCCGGCACGCCCAUGACGGACCCGGCGCGCUUCGUGCCCGACCGCCUGUACGCGACCGACGACUCCAAGGGGCGCCCUAUCACUGUGCGGUUUGAGGCGACGUCGUCGGAUACCUUGCCCUGGAGCUUUGAGCCCGUCCAGCGUACGGUCACCGUCGUGCCCGGCCAGACGGCGCUGGCGUUCUACACGGCGACAAACCACUCGGACCAGGACUUGAUUGGCAUUGCCACGUACAACAUGACUCCGGAGAAGAUCGCACCGUACUUUGCCAAGGUCGAGUGCUUUUGCUUUGAAGAGCAAAAGAUCCGCGCGGGCGAAGAGGUCGACCUGCCUGUCUUCUUCUUCAUCGACCGGGACAUGCUCGACGACCCGGGCCUCGACAACAUUGACGACGUGGUGCUGAGCUACACGUUCUUCCGCGCGCGCAGGAACGACAUGGGCCACGCCGUGUUUGACGCGCCCGAGGACGUCGUGCAGAAGGCCAGCGGGUUUGACGGGUAUGAGCAUGCGCCGAAGAAUGCGUGA
This is a messenger RNA of Apiotrichum porosum, 846 nucleotides long. RefSeq names its product Cytochrome c oxidase assembly protein cox11, mitochondrial (gene COX11). Gene Ontology annotation, molecular function: copper ion binding. The transcript is spliced from 2 exons. Bases 1 to 846 code for a protein of 281 amino acids. Gene Ontology annotation, cellular component: mitochondrial inner membrane. NCBI's taxonomy places the organism in Eukaryota, Fungi, Basidiomycota, Tremellomycetes, Trichosporonales, Trichosporonaceae. The record is from RefSeq and is a predicted model, not a curated record.